GCCAGGCCGGAAGGAGGCAGCAGGAGGGCGGGCGGCAGGAGCGGGCCCGGAGCGGCAGGGUCGGAGCGGCGGCGCCGCCAUGUCCGACACCGAGAAGCUCAACUUGGACUCCAUCAUCGGGCGCCUUCUGGAAGUGCAAGGCUCACGGCCUGGGAAGAAUGUCCAGCUGACAGAGAACGAGAUCCGUGGUCUGUGUCUCAAGUCCAGGGAGAUCUUCCUGAGCCAGCCCAUUCUUCUGGAGCUGGAGGCGCCCCUCAAGAUAUGCGGUGACAUCCACCGCCAGUACUAUGACCUUCUGCGGUUGUUUGAGUACGGCGGCUUUCCUCCGGAGAGCAACUACCUCUUCCUGGGGGACUACGUGGACCGGGGCAAGCAGUCUCUGGAGACCAUCUGUCUGCUGCUGGCCUAUAAGAUCAAGUACCCCGAGAACUUUUUCCUGCUCCGUGGGAACCACGAGUGUGCCAGCAUCAACCGCAUCUACGGCUUCUAUGACGAGUGCAAGAGACGCUACAACAUCAAGCUGUGGAAAACCUUCACCGACUGCUUCAACUGCCUGCCCAUCGCGGCCAUUGUGGAUGAGAAGAUUUUCUGCUGCCAUGGAGGCCUAUCCCCAGACCUGCAAUCCAUGGAGCAGAUCCGGCGGAUCAUGCGGCCCACCGAUGUGCCUGACCAGGGCCUGCUGUGCGACCUGCUGUGGUCUGACCCCGACAAGGACGUGCAGGGCUGGGGCGAGAACGACCGCGGUGUCUCCUUUACCUUCGGGGCCGAGGUGGUGGCCAAAUUCCUGCACAAACAUGACUUGGACCUCAUUUGCCGGGCGCAUCAGGUGGUGGAAGACGGCUACGAGUUCUUUGCCAAGCGGCAGCUGGUGACACUUUUCUCAGCUCCUAACUACUGUGGCGAGUUUGACAACGCUGGUGCCAUGAUGAGUGUGGAUGAGACUCUUAUGUGCUCCUUCCAGAUCCUCAAACCCGCCGACAAGAACAAGGGGAAAUACGGGCAGUUCAGCGGCCUGAAUCCUGGAGGCCGGCCCAUCACCCCACCCCGCAAUUCUGCCAAAGCCAAGAAAUAGCCUCCCUGUGCCCACCCCUCUGCCCCCAGAUGUUGGAUUGAUUGUACAGAAGCCACGCUGCCACGAGGGGCCAGACCAGCCUCUUGGGCCCACCCAUCACGGGAACACGGAGCCUUGGUCUUUUUUCCUUUUUUUAAUGAAUCAACAGCAGUGUCUGAUCCCCAGGGUUCCCUCCUGCGUGCGCCCACAGGGGCUGCAAGCCGGAUCCUGGGGCUGAGGCUGCAGCUCAGGGCAAAGGCAGGCCAGGUUGUGGGUCUCCAGCCGUGCUGGGCCUCCGGGCUGGCAGCCGGAUCCUGGGGCAACCCUUCUGGUCUCUUGAAUAAAGGUCAAAGCUGGAUUCUU
Loxodonta africana (African savanna elephant) is the source of this 1414-nucleotide messenger RNA. RefSeq names its product protein phosphatase 1 catalytic subunit alpha (gene PPP1CA). The record is from RefSeq and is a predicted model, not a curated record. NCBI's taxonomy places the organism in Eukaryota, Metazoa, Chordata, Mammalia, Proboscidea, Elephantidae. Gene Ontology annotation, cellular component: nucleus; cytoplasm. The coding region runs from base 80 to 1072 and encodes 330 amino acids. Gene Ontology annotation, molecular function: protein serine/threonine phosphatase activity. The transcript is spliced from 7 exons.